Molecule: messenger RNA, 2068 nt
Organism: Raphanus sativus (radish)
Lineage: Eukaryota; Viridiplantae; Streptophyta; Magnoliopsida; Brassicales; Brassicaceae
Product: probable LRR receptor-like serine/threonine-protein kinase At1g69990
Exons: 1
Coding region: 142-1917 (591 amino acids)
Biological process (GO): protein phosphorylation
Molecular function (GO): protein binding; protein kinase activity; ATP binding
Source: RefSeq, a predicted model, not a curated record
AUUAGUUUCUUUUCCACUUUCAGUGGUUGCCUUCCACAACGCUAAAACAGAGUCAAUGGCCGUCUUUUCCCCACGGAAGCAAGACAAAGAAGAAGAAGAAAAGCACUGUCCUUUCUUACGAAACCCAUCACGAAGACUACGAUGAUCACAAUCACCUUCUUCAUCAUGAUCCUACUUUCAUCUUCCUCUUACGCAGAAGACGACGUGCUCUGUCUCAAAGGCCUCAAGAACUCGCUCACCGAUCCUUCAGGCCGGCUCACCACCUGGUCCUUCCCCAACUCUUCGUCUUCCUCAAUCUGCGAACUCGCCGGAGUCUCCUGCUGGAACGAGAAGGAGAAUCGCAUCCUCUCCCUCCACCUCCCGUCGAUGCAACUCUCCGGUCAGAUUCCCGAAUCUCUCAAGCUUUGCCGCAGCUUGCAGUCUCUGGACCUCUCCGGCAACGAAAUCUCCGGAGAGAUUCCUCCAGAGAUCUGCUCGUGGCUCCCUUACCUCGUCACGUUAGACCUCUCCGGUAACAAACUCUCCGGCUCGAUACCUUCAGAGAUCGCUGACUGCAAAUUCUUGAACGGUUUGGCUCUCAACGAGAAUAAGUUAACCGGUCCGGUUCCUUUUAAGUUAACCCGGUUAGACCGGCUCCAGCGGCUUUCUCUCUCCGACAACGAUCUCUCCGGUUCGAUUCCCGCCGACCUCUCCCGUUUCGGAGAAGACGGGUUCGCCGGAAACGACGGACUUUGCGGGAGGCCGUUGUCAAGCUGCGGAGCGUUGAACGGUAAGAACGUGACGGUCAUUGUCAUCUCCGGUGUGACGGGAGCUGUCGGGUCGUUGUGCGUCGGGUUCGCCGUGUUCUGGUGGUUCUUCGUCGGAGACGCGAGGAGGAGGAAGAGGAACGGUUACGGCGCAGGAGAGUCUAACGACGACGGUGAUUGGAUCGGUCUGUUGAAGUCGCGUCAGCUCGUUCAGGUUGCUCUGUUUCAGAAACCUAUCGUGAAGAUCAGAUUGGUUGAUUUGAUUGUCGCUACGAACAGUUUCGAUUCCGACAGUGUCCUUGUUGUCUCUUCGAGAACCGGUGUUUCUUACAGAGCUGAUUUGCCUGACGGGUCAGCGCUUGAGGUCAAGAGGCUUAGCUGUGGGUAUGGGGUUGGUGAGAAGCAGUUUAGGUCGGAGGUGAACAUGUUAGGUCAGAUGAGGCAUCCGAAUCUGGUUCCGCUUCUCGGGUUCUGCGUUGUGGAGGAGGAGAGGUUGUUGGUGUAUAAGCACAUGGGUAACGGGACGUUGAACUCUCGGUUGCGGGGUUUGGAUUGGCCGGGUCGGGUUAGAGUCGGUGUUGGAGCGGCUAGAGGGCUAGCUUGGCUGCACCAUGGAUGUGAACAUGCGUGUAUGCAUCAGUACAUUAGCUCAAAUGUGAUUCUUCUAGAUGAAGAUUUUGAUGCUCGUGUUAUAGAUUAUGGUUUGGGGAAGCUAGUAGUGAGUUCUUCUCGGGACUCUAACGAUAGCUCGUUUAGUAACGGAGAUCUCGGUGAGGUUGGCUACGUUGCGCCCGAGUGUUCGAGCACUAUGGUUGCGUCUUUGAGUGGGGAUGUGUAUGCGUUUGGGGUUGUGCUUCUUGAGAUUGUUACGGGACGAAAGCCGGUUUCGUUUGACAGUGGUGAAGAUGGGUUUAAUGGGAGUUUAGUGGAUUGGGUGAGUAAGCAUUUGAGUAAUGGGAGAAGCAGAGAUGUGGUUGAUAGAAGUUUGAUUGGUAAAGGAUAUGAUGAUGAUGAGAUCAUGCAGUUUUUGAGAAUCGCGUGUAGCUGUGUUGUGUCGAGGCCUAAAGAAAGACCAUCGAUGAUCCAAGUUUACGAGUCUUUGAAGAAGUUGGGAGAUCGAUAUGGUUUCUUCUCUGACCAUAGUGAUGAGUUUGUUUCCACUGAUGUAUAACAAAGAACACCGAGUUAAACUGAUUUGAGAGUAUGAUGAUUAUGCUGCUGCUGCUUUGUAAGUACAAAGAUCGAUGCAUUCUUUACCACAUACUUGCGUAAUGUUUUCACUUUUAACUGUGGUUUUUUGGUUGUGUUGUUAUAGUUCUCUU